This is a messenger RNA of Eutrema salsugineum, 405 nucleotides long. Its product is annotated as ethylene-responsive transcription factor ERF096. NCBI's taxonomy places the organism in Eukaryota, Viridiplantae, Streptophyta, Magnoliopsida, Brassicales, Brassicaceae. The record is from RefSeq and is a predicted model, not a curated record. Gene Ontology annotation, molecular function: DNA-binding transcription factor activity; DNA binding. The coding region runs from base 1 to 405 and encodes 134 amino acids. Gene Ontology annotation, biological process: ethylene-activated signaling pathway; regulation of DNA-templated transcription. The transcript has a single exon.
AUGGACCAAGGAGGUAGAGGUGGCGGCGGAGGUGAGCAAGUAAAGUACCGGGGAGUUCGAAGACGGCCUUGGGGAAAAUACGCGGCGGAAAUACGAGAUUCGAGGAAACAUGGUGAACGUGUGUGGCUUGGAACGUUUGAUACCGCAGAGGAAGCAGCUAGAGCCUAUGAUCAAGCCGCCUACUCCAUGAGAGGCCAAGCAGCGAUUCUGAAUUUCCCUCAAGAGUAUAACAUGGGAAGUGCUGGCUCUUCCGCGGCUAUGGUGGCUGGAUCUUCCUCCUCCUCUGCUUCUUCUUCUAGGCAAGUUUUCGAGUUUGAGUAUUUGGAUGAUAGUGUUUUGGAGGAACUCCUUGAGGAAGGAGAGAAUCAUAGCAAGAACAAUAGUAACAAGGGUAAGAAGAAGUAA